AUGACGAAGAGCGCCGUCCGGCUGCUUUGCAGUGAGCUAGCCCACUUGCUGGAGCCGCUGACCGCGGCGGGCCUGAGCGUUGAGGACCCAGUCCUCUGCACUCUCAGGUUCUUUGAAACUGGCAGCUUCCAGUCGUCAGUCGGCAGUGAGGCGACCAUCGACAUGUCCCAGCCAUCUGUAAGCCGCUGUAUCGCAAAAGUCGCGUGGGCCAUUGUUCAGGUUGGCAAGGAGCAAGGAUGGGUGGCCUUCCCACGCACCGCCAGCGAGCGAGCUGCAAUUACGCAAGGGUUCUUGCAGCGCGGCAGGCUCGGCGGCGUGAUUGGGUGCGUGGAUGGCACGUUCAUCGCCAUCGUCGCCCCGAACCUGCCUCCUGCGCAGAAGGCAACGUAUUGGUGCCGGAAGGGUUAUUACGCACUCAAUGCAAUGGUGGUGUGUGACUCGGACUUGAGGGUCCUUCACGUUGACCCGCGAUUCGAUGGGUCGUGCCACGACGCGCACGUGUGGCGGCACGCGUCGCUUCGCCGGCGCAUUGCCAGCGGCCACAUUGCCGUCCAAGACAGAGAGUACCUUUUCGAUGAGUAG
Dermacentor andersoni is the source of this 582-nucleotide messenger RNA. RefSeq names its product putative nuclease HARBI1. The record is from RefSeq and is a predicted model, not a curated record. Lineage: Eukaryota; Metazoa; Arthropoda; Arachnida; Ixodida; Ixodidae.